AUCCCAAUAAAAAUGCAGCCUUCAGAAGAGCCCACUAAGGACACCAAGAGAGUGCAGAAAUUCAAUGACAAAGUAGAAGAAGCCUGGAAGAACUAUGAAGAAGUUCAGAAAAUUAAAACUCAGAUGAAAGGAAUUGUUCCAGACUAUGAAUUUGAGGAAGGAGAUAGUCUGGAGAAGGAAGAAAAAAAAACUGAGCAUAAAAGUGAUACUGACAAGAGGUUGGAGAAGAUGAAACAAAAUAUUGUUAAUACUUACAAGAAGGUAAUCAAACAGAGACCUCUUGAUCAAGCGGUUUUGUAUCUUAUUCAACAUUCUGAGCUAAUGUCAGAAGAUCCUAUCUCUACAGAAAGACUUUUAUUAUGCUGAUGGAAAAGUAGGCAUUUCAAGAGUUUAUCAGUUACCCUUGAUAUGUUAGUUGAGGCAAGAAUUGCUGUGACUUUGGAAGAACUGGAAGCCAUUGUUCUAGAGUUCAUAAAGAAAGGUACCAGACAUGCUGAUAAUAUCCAUAAAUACGUCCAAUAUCUCUCAUUUGUGAAGAGUUACGCAUUGCCAUCUAAAGUUUGGAAGGAAUAUUUGUCUGGAAUACUUCUUUUCGCUUCUGAUAUCAUUAAUGGUGAUCUACCUGAGUCAGAAAACUUAGAAGAUGCAAUCAAUUGCGCAAUGGAUAUUUUUACUGAAGUUUACAGGAACACUUGUACCAUCAAUGAAGUAGAAUUACUAACUCCUGAGUUUAAGGAAAUUCUACAGUGUACUUUUGCAUCUCUUGCUACUUUUACGACUGAUAUAAUAUCUGAAACAGAAAGAGAAAAUAAAAGAGCUUGAGUUGUCCGUCCUUUCCUUUUAUGUAUAAUCAAAAACAAUAUUUCUCUUGCUGAACUCUUAGAGGCUGAAUCAUUCACUGAAUUUUUUGUGAGUGAGCUGGCAUGCUGGGGUCUGAAGAACCCAGAUUUUUUCCAAGGUCUCUUCCCAAAGAUCGCAAAGGAAGGAUUUUCAACUGGUAAGAUCCCAUGGAGUGUGUUCAAAGGGAUCAAAGAUGAGCUACACAAUGCUGAGAAGAAGGACCUCUACUUUUUUGUCACUAAGUACUUUUUUGAUAACUAUGAAGAUAAAGAAGAAAUUUGCAAUUAUGUCUUCACUAUUGAUGAAUACAAGGAGCUAGUCAAGUACUUCUUGUCUAAGAAGGAAGAUCCCAAUGAGGAACCAAUACAAAUGAAUGAUGACAACGAAGCAGAGUAUGACGGCUUCUUGAUUGUUUAAGUGUCCU
This is a messenger RNA of Moneuplotes crassus, 1264 nucleotides long. The record is from the annotation of a GenBank genome assembly. NCBI's taxonomy places the organism in Eukaryota, Ciliophora, Spirotrichea, Euplotida, Euplotidae.